AUGGGUACUUCCUCUUCAUGUGCCGUACAGGGCAUAGACGUUUCAGUCGGAACGACAGGUGGAAAAAGAUGGUGGGCUGGCAUUGCCCUCAACGGAAAGCUGUACGGACUUCCAUGUAAUGCAGAGCACCUGCUGGUGUUGGACCCAUCUUGUGACGAGCCUGUGCAAUUGAUCGACACCAAGCGAAUUGCCACAGGUGAGGGGAAGUGGCGUUCCACGGUGGCAGUGGGUGGCAAACUCUAUGGCAUUCCAGACAGAGCAGAAGCAAUGCUUGUCUAUGACUUUGUGUCAAGACAGGUUUCUGGCAUUGACACACGAAAGCUGUCAAGGGGGCCUUUCAAGUGGCAAUCUGCUGUGGUUUUAGCAGGGAAGAUCUAUGGGAUUCCACACCAUGCAGACAAGCUUUUGGUUUUUGAUCCCAAAAGCAGCAAAGAUUCCAAGACUCGAGGCUAUCCCAGUAGCAAAGUCGAGUCUGUGACCGGCGUUGAUACCACUCACGUAGCAGUAGGAAAAUCAAAGUGGCUUGCAGGUGUAAGCCUUGGCGGCAAAGUGAUUGGAAUUCCAUGCAAUGCCGAUGCUUUGUUGGUCUACGACCCCUUGAACAAUGCCUGCAGCGGCGUGCCUAUAAGCUAUCAUGCAACAGGUCCUUUCAAGUGGCUUUGUGCGGUGGCUUUGCAGGGGAUCUUGUAUGCUUUACCCUGCCAUGCCGAUUGUGUUUUGGUCUUUGACCCUUCCAACAAUCGCGUGUCUCAUGUCGACACAUCUUCGAUUUCUGUUGGACCUGGAAAAUGGGUCUCUGCUGUGGCUUGCCAUGGGAAGAUCUAUGGCAUUCCAGAUCAUGCCAAGGCUGUCUUGGUCUUUGAUCCAAAGUCUCAGGAGGUCUCAGGCAUUGACAUCAGUCAUUUGUCGGAUGCCACGAGCAAAUGGCAGUCUGUGGCAGUGCUGGGCAGCAAGAUCUAUGCAGUCCCGUACAAUGCGCACGAUAUUCUGGUGAUUGAUACGUCAGCAUGCAUGGCCUCCAGUGUCGAUGUGCGCAGUCUUGGAAGUGGUCCUGGUAAAUGGGGCUUUGCAGCAGUCGUAGGUGGAUGCUUAUGCGGCCUCCCUUGGGAUGCGGCGAAUGUCCUGAUUUAUCGCCCAGAAGUGGUCGAGGAUACUCCAACCAACCAGGAAGAGACCGAUGUUUCCAAGGGCGAUCUUGAAGAGGCCUCUGACCCAAAUGAACGUGGUUUUAGCGGAGUACCAGACAUCUCUCCAGACCUUGGGGAGUCCCUCAUUCAGGACUUUGUCGGUGCAUGGCUGAGUGAGUGGAUAUACUUCGCAGAUCCGGGGAAGCCCUUUGCAGUGCCGAUGAUGAAGGUCAAUGGAACAGCUGUGAAGUUCCAGGUUCACAGCGUCAUGGAUGACCCUUUGCAGGGGAGUCCUGCUCGUUCAGCAGUGGUCACCGCUUCGAUACCGGGGUCAUCAGUAGUAUAUCUCGUCUUCAAAGGUUCUUCCUUCAUGAAUGACUUUGUGGCCAAUGCUUCGGUAAGUCCUGAUUAUACACCCUUCGAUGCCACCUUCAAUGACCGAACCACUUUCAUCCACCAUGGAGCUUAUCAUGCGACAGCUCAAUUGCGGGUACAGCAGUGGCCAGCUUUGCAGGAGCAGCUGGAGCGAUGUGUUCAAGACGGCGUUGCGCACAUGGUCAUUACAGGGCAUUCUCUUGGAGGGCAAUACGCCUUGGCUUUUAUGCUGCAGGUGUUCUUGGACGGAGUGAAGGGAACUUCGAUUCACCCACUCCUGAAAGAGGCGCGAUGUGCUGCCUUUGGGGCUCCAAUGUGCUAUGGGGCUGCUGAGGGCUCUGAUCUCCGAGAGGAUCUAACAAGCUUCAUGUAUGACAGAACAGCGGUCUACGUCAAUGCUGGGGAUCCUGCACCGCGCUUGUGGUCUGAAUUGGAUUUGGAGGACUUCAUGAGGUAUGCGAUCUCAUGGUUUCAGGGCAAGGUGUCCAGCUUCUCCAUGCGAAUCUUGGACUACGCCGCAGGUGGUUUGGCUCAGAAGGCCCAGGAUAUUCUAAAGCGCCCAGACAUUGAGAAACAUUUGUUGCGCCCUGCAGCUCGGUACGUCCACUUGUCUCAGAUCCGAGUUCUUGCGAAGGAUUUUAUUCUUUGGAGACCUCUGAACUAUGGGCGCAUGAACAUUGACGACCACAGCCUUUCUUCUGGAUACAUGCCUGCACUCUGUGCUGCCUUUGAUCCGAUCGCCGCCGGCGGUCUGUGGGAUGAGAAUGGCCAAUCGCUUAUUGAUGAGGCCGGCCAUGGUCUAGUUUGA
Durusdinium trenchii is the source of this 2310-nucleotide messenger RNA. NCBI's taxonomy places the organism in Eukaryota, Dinophyceae, Suessiales, Symbiodiniaceae. The record is from the annotation of a GenBank genome assembly.